UUGUUUUUUCGUGUUCUCCCGGUCCCCGCAGCUUAUGUGUUUCUUCUUGUCUCGCUUCUUCCGCGCUGACCGCUCCUUGUUCUCCCUCUCCACUAGCUUCUUUGGCCCGCACGACGGCCAACUCAGCUUCUCCUGUUUUCACAGCCACGUCCGCCGUAUCACGCGUAUCUUUCUAUGACCACCAACGUCAAGGCAGAGAGGAGACCACUGAUACUAAGCGAAGAUGCGCAGAUUUCCAGAACCUUAAGAGCUCUCCAAAUUCGCUUCGUUCUUCAUUUAUCGACGCUUCGUAAAACGCGGCAGCAACUCGGCCAAGAAUGGAAGCCACUGGCAAAAGUUACCUCGGCCUCGACUUCAGCACGCAGCAGCUGAAAGGUCUGGCGAUCGAUGACAAGCUCAAAGUGGUUUGCGAAGCGGCGGUUCAGUUCGACAAUGACUUGCCUGAAUAUCGCACUCAGAACGGCGUGAACAAGAAUCGUGACACCCUGACAGUGACGGCGCCAGCGAUCAUGUGGGUGAAAGCGCUUGACAUGCUGCUAGAGCGCCUCAAGGUAGCGGGCCUUGACUUGGCAACCGUAGCGGCCAUCUCCGGGAGCGGUCAGCAACACGGAAGUGUUUAUUGGAGGAAGGGCGCCUCUGACAUGCUCAGGGAUCUGGACGCGUCGAAGUUCCUUCACGAUCAACUCCAGGGAGCAUUCAGCGUUCGAGAUUCUCCGGUGUGGAUGGAUUCAAGCACCGAGUCCAAGUGCCGAAACCUCGAGACGGCCGUCGGCGGAGCGCAGUGUCUCGCCGACAUCACCGGAUCGCGUGCGUUUGAGCGCUUCACGGGCAACCAAAUUGCCAAGAUUUGGCAGACGAAACGUGACGCGUACGCCAACACCGAACGCAUCUCCCUGGUGAGCAGUUUCGGCGCAACGUUAUUCCUGGGGCGCUACGCACCGAUUGACUUUAGCGACGGUUCUGGCAUGAACUUGCUGAAUAUACGUACCCACCGCUGGGAUCGCGCAUGUCUCGAUGCCUGCGCUCCAGAUUUGGAAGCCAAGCUCGGCGAGCCCGUAGCGUCUCACGAAGUGCUCGGCACUGUUGCACCUUAUUUCGUGGAUCGCUACGGGUUCCCACCCGACUGUUCUGUGGUUGCAUUCACGGGGGACAACCCGGCGUCGUUGGCAGGGCUCCGUCUCCGGGGCGGCGACCUUCUGGUCAGCCUUGGGACCAGCGAUACCGUGCUGAUGUGGCUGAGCGAGGCCAAGCCAGCCCUUGAAGGCCACGUCAUGGUGAAUCCCGUCGCGAGUGACGCUUUUAUGGGAAUGUUGUGCUAUAAAAAUGGCUCGCUGACCCGCCAAAGAGUGAGGGACCACUGUGCCGGAGGCUCCUGGGACAUAUUCGCAUCUCUCAUCGACAGCACACCUCGCGGUAACUUCGGAAACAUCGGCAUGUAUUUUGACUUGAAAGAGAUCCUUCCACCAGUGGUAGGUGACUUUAAGUUCAACAAGAGCAACGAGAGGGUUGCAAAGUUUUCCCAGGAAGUCGAAGCGAGGGCUGUUGUCGAAGGCCAAUUUCUUGCUAAACGUGUUCAUGCAGAACGCCUUGGGUUCACUACUGGUGGCAGAGUGCUGGCCACUGGUGGUGCCUCCAAAAAUCCUGGAAUCGUUCAGGUGUUGGCUGAUGUGUUCGGUGCCUCAGUGUAUACACUUGGGAAAGCUUCUGCAAAUGCGGCAUGUCUUGGUGCAGCCUAUCUGGCUCUCUUUGGUUCAUACAAGAAAGCGGAGCCUGGACUGUCGUUCGAUAAUGUGAUCAGUGAAGCAGAACCAUUCCAUUUGGCAGCUAAGCCAAGUGCAGAUGCAGCAUCUGUCUAUGGUCCGAUGGCAGAACGCUAUCGUACACUUGAGCAUAAGGUAGUUUCACUGCAAGUGCAAAGCACUUCUUAAUAGCUUUCACUCGAUGCCGUGCCUUGAAAUAUAAUUUUCUUUAUUUUUGUUGGUGGCUGGGUCCAAAUAAGCGUUAGCAUUCUGUGUGCAGUUUGCUACGGGUAAUGCAAUCUAGCUAGUGUAAGAUUUGUGCAAUAGAACAGGUUAACCAUGUGCUUACAUUGUGCAUUAUCGAAUUUACUUCCUUUUUGGUGUGACAUUUGUCACAAACUCGCGUAGUUAUGCACACUGCUACUGCAAAGUUGUGAGUCGAGCCUAUAAAUGCUCUUUUAGCCUCUGCCAGGGUACUAUUUAUUUCAUUAUGUUCAUCUUGUCACAGCUGUGCUUACUGUAUGCAGUGUUCAUAUCGAAGGUGUCUUAUCGGGCUAUGGUGCAAUGGAGCGUUAGUGAAUUCUUUACACGUGUUGAUUCCUUUUUAAUACACCUGUGAUAUUUAACAUUCGUUUCUCGAGACAUUAUACAGUCUCAUUUUUUGACAAUAUGCUGGCUAAAUGCUUCAGGCUUGCCAAUAAAGCAUUCUUGGAUAUUUUACAGCUGC
Messenger RNA from Rhipicephalus microplus (southern cattle tick), 2466 nucleotides. RefSeq names its product xylulose kinase-like. Gene Ontology annotation, molecular function: D-xylulokinase activity. Gene Ontology annotation, cellular component: cytosol. Gene Ontology annotation, biological process: D-xylose metabolic process; xylulose metabolic process; phosphorylation. Lineage: Eukaryota; Metazoa; Arthropoda; Arachnida; Ixodida; Ixodidae. The record is from RefSeq and is a predicted model, not a curated record.